This is a messenger RNA of Brassica oleracea var. oleracea, 1765 nucleotides long. Its product is annotated as protein trichome birefringence-like 11. Gene Ontology annotation, molecular function: O-acetyltransferase activity. Lineage: Eukaryota; Viridiplantae; Streptophyta; Magnoliopsida; Brassicales; Brassicaceae. The record is from RefSeq and is a predicted model, not a curated record. Gene Ontology annotation, cellular component: Golgi apparatus. The transcript has 3 exons. The coding region runs from base 224 to 1633 and encodes 469 amino acids.
GACGGUCAAGAAAAAGUUAAGAGAGUGUUCUUUAUUGUUUUACAUCACUUGCUUAGAUUUUGAAAGCGAGCCGAAACAGUUUUAACAUAGCUUUGAAUCUAAAAUCUCCUCAAGCAACGCUGCCUCUCCAGCUUCUCUGGCCAUUCUUGUUUCUCAUUAAAGAGCCGCAAGAAGAAGAGUAAAGUCUUCUACUUUCAGCAGCUGUAUCCUCAUUAAUACACAGAUGUCGAAGAACCCAUCUCUCGAAGACGACGAAGCCACACCAAUCCCCGAAGCAAUCAAGAGAUUCAAGCGCUUACGACUCGUCUUCGAGCCCUCGCUGGGAGUCUUGGGUUUCUUCUUGGUGGGUUUGUGUUUAGUCUUCAGCUUCUUCUACCUCGACUACACAAGCGUGGCUCAAACCAAAAGCCGCGACUUUUCGAAUCAGUCCGGUAGAUUCCUCUGGCUCAAGGAGCUCGAUGUUGGCUCUGGAGAUACCAACACCAACACCAAUAACGGAAACAGAGCUGAGUUUCUUGAUGAGAGUGGGAACGCCUGUGAUGUGUUUCAUGGGAGAUGGGUCUGGGACGAAGCGUAUCCCUUGUAUCAGUCCAAAGAUUGCUCCUUUCUUGACGAAGGAUUCAGAUGCACUGAGUUCGGGAGACUCGAUGUGUUCUACACCAAGUGGAGAUGGCAACCUACUCACUGUGAUUUGCCUAGAUUUGAUGCGAAGUUGAUGCUGGAAAAACUAAGGAACAAGAGGCUAGUCUUCGUUGGAGACUCGAUUGGGAGGAACCAGUGGGAGUCUCUUCUUUGUAUGCUCUCUUCUGGAGUUGAGAACAAGGGUUCGGUUUACGAAGUGAACAAUAGGACUAUAACUAAGCACAUGGGCUUCUUUGUCUUCAAGUUUCAUGACUACAACUGCACUGUUGAGUACUACAGAGCACCGUUUCUGGUUCUCCAGAGCCGUCCUCCUAAAGGCUAUCCAGAGAAGGUGAAGACGACUCUUAAGCUGGAGACGAUGGAUUGGUAUGCCGACAAGUGGAGAGACGCGGAUGUGUUGGUGUUUAACACUGGGCAUUGGUGGAACUAUGAGAAAACUAUCCGCGGAGGUUGUUACUUUCAAGAAGGAGCGAAAGUGAGGAUGAAGAUGAAGAUAGAGCAUGCUUAUCGAAGAGCUAUGAAGACCGUUGUGAAGUGGAUACAAGAAGAGGUUGAUUCAAGCAAAACGCAAGUCUUCUUCCGCACAUUUGCUCCAGUGCAUUUCAGGGGAGGAGAUUGGAGAAGCGGAGGAACGUGUCAUAUGGAGACGCUGCCUGAUUUUGGAGCCUCUCUAGUUCCACCAGAGACUUGGGAACAUCUGAAGCUCCUUGGAGACGUCUUGUCACCUCUUUACCACUCGAACACAUCAUCACAGGCGGCGGCUAAGCUGAAACUGCUGAACAUAACUGCCAUGGCUGCUCAAAGAAACGAUGGCCACCCGUCACUGUACUACUUGGGUUCGGCUAGUCCUGCACCGGUACACAGACAAGACUGUAGCCAUUGGUGUCUCCCUGGUGUUCCUGAUGCGUGGAACGAGAUUCUCUUUGCGUUGUUUCUUAAGCGUGAAGGCUAUUCAAGAUCAAACAGUGGCGAUUCAGACACCUUUACAUAGCAUCUUGUUGUUCAGAGCCUGACCUUAAGGCUUUUGAUUGGGUGAUUAGGUUAAUUGGGUGGGGGAUAUAUGUAGUUACUGAAUAGGUUAAAAGCAUCCUUGGUUGUAAAGAUACUUCUCAUUACCUUCAAA